AUGGCUGACAACAUGGCAACAGUGAAAAGAUGGCUGACAAUGUUUUUGAUAUUUGAAUGGCUGUUUGUAGAUGAUAAACUCUCAAGGAAGAUUUUAGAACAAGCAAGACAACAACAAGAAGAGCUGGAAGCAGAACAUGGAGUUGGUAAAAGUUCAGGACGUACCUCACAAACGACAAGUCUUGGAGCAUCGGCAGAAGAUAUAUCAGAUGAGGAAGACGCAUUCCCAGAUAACGAAGGAGAAUUCUAUGAACACAUUGAAAUUAAUGAAGAAGAUGAAAAGGCACUUGAACUGUUUAUGAGUCGGGACCCACCAAUCAGACGAACAUUAGCCGAUAUAAUUACAGAAAAAUUAACAGAAAAACAGACAGAAGUUGCCAGUCAAAUGUCAGAUGGCAUGGCAAUGCCUGAACUUGAUGAACGAGUAAUUCAAGUAUAUCGAGGAGUUCGUGAAGUACUAUCAAAAUACAGAAGUGGGAAACUACCAAAAGCUUUCAAAAUUAUCCCAAACCUAGCAAAUUGGGAACAGAUAUUGUAUUUAACUGAACCAGAAAGAUGGACGGCAGCCGCCAUGUAUCAAGCAACAAGAAUUUUUGUCAGUAAUCUAAAUGCUAAGUUAGCACAGAGGUUUUUGAAUCUUUUAUUGUUGCCUAGGAUACGGGAUGAUAUAACAGAGUACAAAAGGCUAAAUUUUCAUCUAUACAUGGCUUUGAAGAAAUCUCUCUUUAAACCUGCUGCAUUUUUUAAAGGAAUUAUUCUGCCACUUUGUGAGUGUGGUACAUGUACAUUAAGGGAAGCAGUAAUUAUUGGCAGCAUUCUCAGUAAAAUCUCCAUACCAGUGUUACAUGCAAGUGCUGCUAUGCUGAAGAUAGCAGAAAUGGAUUACAAUGGCGCUAAUAGCAUUUUCCUAAGGCUCUUAUUAGACAAGAAAUACGCGUUGCCGUUCAGAGUUGUUGAUGCUGUAGUACAUCAUUUCUUAAGGUUUCUUCAUGAUAAGAGGCAGUUACCAGUACUGUGGCACCAGUGUUUGUUGACCUUUGUACAGAGAUAUAAACAAGAUAUAUCGACCGAGCAAAAAGAGGCGCUGAUUGAUUUAUUGAGAAAUCAAUCUCACGAACAAAUCACUCCGGAAAUAAGACGAGAAAUAUUACAUUCUAAAUGUCGAGAUGAGGAGGAUGAUCAGCUAAUGGCAUUGCAGUAAAUGCAACUUGUGACAUUGUCAACCAAUAUCAUUGCAGUGUGUUCAUCAUGUGAUAUGUACCAACCAAUGGCACUGCAGUAUUAAAAUAAAUCAUGCAAACUGAUUUAAAACCUUAAA
This is a messenger RNA of Saccoglossus kowalevskii, 1317 nucleotides long. RefSeq names its product bystin-like. Gene Ontology annotation, cellular component: preribosome, small subunit precursor; nucleolus; cytoplasm. NCBI's taxonomy places the organism in Eukaryota, Metazoa, Hemichordata, Enteropneusta, Harrimaniidae. The record is from RefSeq and is a predicted model, not a curated record. Gene Ontology annotation, biological process: rRNA processing. Gene Ontology annotation, molecular function: snoRNA binding.